UCCACGACCAGGUCCGGCGGCGCAGCACGUCCCCCAGUCCAACGUUCAGGCUAUGUUUCCUAGCAUGGCGGCUACCAUUGUGAAGAGCGCGAUGUGCAGGACGCGAACAUCGGUUCACCGACCGAACCCGACUAUGUUCUACUUUCCCGGCUUGUCGUCCCGGCCGUGGCAUGACCCGGCGAGCUUCCCCUGGUGCCAGGAGAUGGAGAAGAACGUCCCCGCGAUUCGCGCGGAGUACGAGAACCUUGUGCACAAGAAGAAAGCGGCUUCCGACUACGACACGGGCGGCGACGGUGGCGAGCACAAGCUGCACUCCGGGCAGUGGGACUGGCACAGCUACGUGCUCAAGGGCAGAAGGCAGGAGGUCUUCCGAGAGCACUGCCCGCUAACCGCGUCGCUAUUGGAUGGUGUGGCGGAUCACAUGGUGGGCACGCCGUUCUCGUUCUCGUUUUUUUCCACGCUGCACGGCGGCAGCUCCAUCGCCGCCCACACCGCCCCCUGCAACUUGCGUCUGCGGUGCCACUUGCCCCUCACCGUGCCGUCCACGGACCCUUCGCAGUGCGGGAUACGUGUGGGCGGAGAGAUUCGACCGUGGGAAGAGGGCAAGUGCAUAGUUUUCGAUGACUGCUACGACCAUGAGGUGUGGAACAAGACCGAGAGGGAGCGCGUGCUGCUGUUGUUCGAUCUUUGGCACCCGGACCUAGCCGGGGAGGAGAGGAAUGCGGUGACCGACAUGUUUGGGUACGCAGCAAGGCAAGGCUGGCUUAGGGGUGGCGACAACGAAGGGAAGAUAUGAUAAUAGGAGAAGUGGGCGUGCCGUGAUGGGCGAAGACAGCAGUUCGCAUGUUGAUUAACUUCAUUCAUUGUUCAACCACGGCGUGUAUGGGCAUGGGGCAUCGAUCGGCGUGGUGGGUGGAUGGAUGUGGAGCUGGAUGGGGGAUGGGUUUCAGACGAAGUCUGGCCACACGCGUUCUUCCGUCCUUCCGCGAACCCUCCGUGGGCCUUGGAAUAUGCCGAGGGUAGGAGGCCUAACAUCGACCGCGCGCUUCAGAGGGAGAGAUCGUCGUGAAGCAGUUGCUGCUGGCUGUGUCAACAAAACUUGAGCUGGCUACCUGUAUUUCUCCCGUGAGAUGGACAUCAGCUCUCCCGCGUUUCAAAAAAGUGGGAAUCGCACAGCUAUUUAUUGUUUUAGCCUGUGAAUCAAUCAUGUUGUUUUUUCGUUGUCUUCACUUCAAAUCAGCGUUCACAGCACUAGUGCCGUUAACUCCAACCCGUGGUCAAACAG
Molecule: messenger RNA, 1285 nt
Organism: Ectocarpus sp. CCAP 1310/34
Lineage: Eukaryota; Phaeophyceae; Ectocarpales; Ectocarpaceae
Source: the annotation of a GenBank genome assembly